Molecule: messenger RNA, 477 nt
Organism: Cooperia oncophora
Lineage: Eukaryota; Metazoa; Nematoda; Chromadorea; Rhabditida; Trichostrongylidae
Source: the annotation of a GenBank genome assembly
GUUUAUAGGAAGCUAAAGGCAAGUGAACAACGAAAAGGUAGAACCAAUGAAAUCGGGAACCAAAAUGAAGCAGAGGGUGGGAAAGCGCAGGUCUCGGCUCACAAACGUUAUCCUCGUCUACCGCAAUUACCUAUGCGAGCACCAGGAAUCAUUCGCCCGACACAUGCAUCGGUAACAAAGCUCAGAAUGUUCAAGUAUAGUAAACGUCAUGAAGGUGGCGGAUUGUUCCGUCAAUCAACAUCGACACCAAAACCGCCGCAGUCUGUUCCGGACAGUGGUCAACACCUGGGAGGCCCUCAAGGUGGUCCGCAGCAUCAACUGCAUCAAGGCAUUAUAGCCCAGAAUGUUCGCGGUCCAGCGAUUCAGGCGCCAGGUCCAUUGCCAGCUGUAGUGGUCGAACCUGCGUUUCCACCUCGACGACCUCCCCCAUCUAUGAUAGCCAUAGCUCUCGUCGUCGAUGUUGAGAAGGAUAGUUAG